GGUGUUUGGUUUUUGGUGAAUCCCAUGUCAUAAUAUCGGAACAAAAUAAAAGACCAAGAAAACAAUGGUUUGCCCAUUCACCGAAUGGCAAAUUCCUCUUCACUGAAGAACCGUUACACAUUAACGACUUUAUUGUUCAUUGUCUUGUUCCUCUUAACCAUUUUCCUCUUCAGCAAACGCGCUCUCGAGCCUUCUCUUUCACUUUACAGAGAUUUCUUUCCACAAACUGCUCUUCAACUUUCCAUACCGAAUUCCACUGAAGAAUCACUGACCCGCGAAGCAAUACCUCCAAUUUCUGUCGGAGAAGAGAAUGAAAUCCCUAUUUCUGAUUCUGAGCUCAUUGGCGCAACCACCCUCCAGCCAAUAUCUCCAGUUUUUCCAAAUACAACGAUAGAGACAACAGCUUUUCCAAAUACAGCGAUAGAGACAACAGUUAUUCCAAAUACAACGAUAGAGACAACUAAUGUCAAGGAGAUUUCUAGCGAAAUAAGAGAAGACCCAGUUUCUUAUUCUGCUCUUGGUAAUAAUAGCGCUAUUCAAAAUGGCAAAAACUUAACGACAGAGUCAACUAAGAGCGGUGAGAUCUCUCGUGAAGACAAGGAAGAUCCGGCUUCUGAUUCUGCUUCGGAUAACAAUGCGGCAAUUCAAACUGGUAAAAAUUGUGAUCUGUACAUGGGAACUUGGGUGAAAGAUCAGGAAUACCCAAUUUAUAAACCGGGUCAAUGUCCUUAUGUUGAUGAGGCCUUUGAUUGCGAAAUCAAUGGAAGGAGAGAUUCUGAUUAUCUCAGCUGGCGAUGGAAGCCUGACGGUUGUGAUCUUCCUAGGUUUAAUGCAACAGACUUCUUGACAAGAUUGAGAGGUAAGAGGCUGAUGCUGGUUGGAGACUCCAUGAACCGAAAUCAAUUUGAAUCAAUUCUGUGCAUGCUCCGAGAAGGCCUUCAUGAUAAGAACAGAAUGCGUGAAAUCCACGGCCACAAAAUAACAAAGGGAAGAGGUUACUAUGUCUUCAAAUUUAUGGAUUAUAACUGUACGGUGGAGUUUGUAAGGUCACAUUUCCUUGUAAGGGAAGGGGUUCGAAUAAAUGAACAAAGAAACUCAAACCCAACUUUGUCCAUUGAUCGAAUUGAUAAGACAUCAGGCCGCUGGAAGCGAGCAGACAUUCUUGUUUUCAAUACAGGGCACUGGUGGACUCAUGGAAAAACUGCACGUGGGAAAAAUUACUAUAAAGAAGGUGAUUAUCUCUAUCCUCAGUUUGAUGCAGUUGAGGCUUACAGAAGGGCUCUGAGAACCUGGGGAAAGUGGAUUGACGAGAAUGUGAAUCCUGCGAAGCAGUUGAUCUUUUAUCGUGGAUAUUCAUCAGCUCAUUUCAGAGGUGGGGAUUGGGACUCAGGAGGGACGUGUAAUGGGGAAACUGAACCGGUAUUGAAUGGGACAAUUCUGAAUAACUAUCCUUUGAAAAUGAAGAUAGUGGAGGAGGUAAUCCGAGAAAUGCAAAUCCCAGUGAAACUAUUAAAUGUGACAAGGUUGACCAAUUUUAGGAAGGAUGGACAUCCAUCUGUCUAUGGCAAGAAUGUCACAGCGGGGAAAAAGGUUUCCACAAGGAGGCAAGACUGCAGCCAUUGGUGUCUUCCGGGGGUACCUGAUGCAUGGAAUGAGCUGAUAUAUGCGAAUCUGGUUUUUGGACAAACAGUUUCCAAGAUUUAAGAAGAGAAAUACUAUUCUUUUUUCUUAAAAAAAAAAAUAUUUUUAACAGGAUGAUGUAUACUAGUGAUUUUCUCAUGUAAUUGACUGAUGGUUUUGCAAAUCAUCUUUUGACAAUGAUCGUGGUUGGAUGAUGCAUAUGCUUGUAAUUUGUUAGGAUCAUGUCAAAGCGACCCAAAUCUAGAAUUAUGGAACUGUUUGUUUA
Molecule: messenger RNA, 1906 nt
Organism: Jatropha curcas
Lineage: Eukaryota; Viridiplantae; Streptophyta; Magnoliopsida; Malpighiales; Euphorbiaceae
Gene: TBL5
Product: TRICHOME BIREFRINGENCE-LIKE 5
Cellular component (GO): Golgi apparatus
Molecular function (GO): O-acetyltransferase activity
Source: RefSeq, a predicted model, not a curated record